This is a messenger RNA of Astyanax mexicanus (Mexican tetra), 6458 nucleotides long. Its product is annotated as kinesin-like protein KIF21A. NCBI's taxonomy places the organism in Eukaryota, Metazoa, Chordata, Actinopteri, Characiformes, Acestrorhamphidae. The record is from RefSeq and is a predicted model, not a curated record. Gene Ontology annotation, biological process: microtubule-based movement; mitotic spindle organization. Gene Ontology annotation, molecular function: ATP binding; microtubule binding; microtubule motor activity. The transcript has 37 exons. The coding region runs from base 585 to 5105 and encodes 1506 amino acids.
UGCUGAGCGCUGCUGAGACAGGCUUGAGCGGCCGCUGCCUGUGCAGGGGGAGGACCGGGCCGGUGGAAAUGUAACGUUAACCCUGCGGACGGCGGGGAGAAGCGCUUCAGCAGAGUGUGAACCUAUCCGAGUAGAUUAUUUCCUCAGAAAUAGCUUUAUUUCACCAUGUGAAGCUGAGAAGGAGCGGCGCGAGACAGCUUUUUCGCGCCUUUUAACGGCCGAGCUGCGAGUUUACCGUCCCUGCCGGCCAGCGGAGGCUUACCGGGAGCGGUAAAUCCGAGUAUAUGCCCGGGAUUCUGCGGUGUUUUUGGCUUAACGGCGCUGAGACGGAGGGAAAAUGUCGGGGGGACAGGACGAGAGCUCGGUGCGGGUCGCUCUGAGGUUUUGAGUGUUCAUCUGACUCUAAAGUGCUGAAGCAGUUCUCGUUCAUUCCGGAUCUCUGACGCGAGACAGCAUGCAGGAUUCGUCCACAGCUGGCGAAGGAGAAAAUUGAAGGAUGUCACAUUUGCACAUUCGUGACCCCUGGAGAACCCCAAGUGGUUCUGGGAAAGGACAAGGCCUUCACAUACGAUUAUGUGUUCGACAUGGACUCUCAGCAGGAUGCCAUCUACAGCAACUGCACUGAGAAGCUCAUUGAAGGCUGCUUUGAAGGAUACAAUGCCACUGUCUUUGCAUACGGCCAGACUGGCUCGGGGAAAACGUACACCAUGGGCACAGGUUUUGAUGUGAGCAUCAGUGAGGAUGAAUGUGGGAUCAUUCCACGAGCCGUCACUCAUCUCUUCAGAGGCAUCGAAGAGAGGCGUCAGGCUGCCAUCGAUCAGGGCCGACCUGUACCCGAGUUUAAGAUCAACGCCCAGUUCUUAGAGCUGUACAAUGAGGAGGUGCUGGACUUGUUUGACACUACACGGGAUGCAGAAGCCAGAAAGCAGAAAUCUAAUAUUAAGAUUCAUGAAGAUGCAACUGGAGGGAUUUACACAGUGGGAGUCACCACACGGACAGUCACAUCUGAGGCUGAGAUGAUGCAGUGCCUGAAGCUGGGUGCCCUGUCCCGCACUACAGCCAGCACUCAGAUGAACGUCCAGAGCUCACGCUCACAUGCCAUCUUCACCAUCCACCUGUGCCAAGUCCGAGUCUGCGCCUCCGACAACAACAAUGAGACAGACAACAGACUGGCCAACGGAUCUUCUGAGAUGAACGAAUUUGAAACCCUCACUGCAAAGUUUCACUUUGUAGACUUGGCUGGUUCAGAACGACUGAAGAGAACAGGAGCAACAGGAGACAGGGCUAAAGAGGGCAUCUCCAUCAACUGUGGACUGCUUGCUUUAGGUAAUGUCAUCAGCGCUCUGGGGGACAAAAGCAAGCGCUCCACGCAUGUGCCUUACCGUGACUCAAAGCUCACACGCCUUCUUCAGGAUUCCUUAGGAGGAAACAGUCAGACAAUGAUGAUAGCUUGUAUCAGCCCCUCGGACCGGGACUUUAUGGAGACCUUGAACACACUGAAGUACGCUAACCGGGCUCGCAACAUCAAGAACAAAGUAGUGGUGAACCAGGACCGGGCCAGCCAGCAGAUCAGCGCCCUCAGGACGGAGAUAGCUCGGUUGCAGAUGGAGCUCAUGGAAUACAGGACGGGUAAGCGUAUGAUUGGAGAGGAUGGAUUGGAGAGCAUUAACGACAUGGUCCAUGAGAACUCCAUGCUGCAGACUGAGAAUAAUAACCUGCGUGUGCGAGUCAAGGCCAUGCAGGAGACCAUCGAUGCUCAGAGAGCUCGGCUCACCCAGCUGCUGAGCGAUCAGGCCAACCAGGUCCUCGCUAGAGCAGGUGAAGGGAACGAGGAGAUUGGAAAUAUGAUCCAGAACUACAUCAAAGAGAUUGAGGAACUCAGGGCCAAGCUACUGGAGAGUGAGGCUGUGAAUGAGAACCUGCGAAAGAGCCUCUCUCGAGUCUCCACGCGUUCCUCUCUGUACGGAGGACCCUCGUCUUUUAUUCCUCCGGAGAAUGGGGCCUCUGACAUCAUUGAGAUGGCCAAGAAAGACCUGGAGAAGCUGAAGAAGAAAGAAAAGAAAAAGAAAAAGAGACUCCAGCAGAUGGCAGAAUGUACCCAUGAGGACCCUGAGAAUGACAGUGUCAUCAAAGAAGAAGGCCCUGAUAAUGACCAGCCGUCAGACAGAAUCAGCGAGGAGGCAGAGGCGGAUGGAAGUGAUCACGAAGAGGGAGAUGACGGAGAGGGAGAGGCGGAGGAGGACGAGAUGGAGGCGGAAGAGAGCUCAGACGAGUCCGACUCGGAGCAGGAAGAGAAAGCAGUGGACUGUCAAGCAGACCUGGCCAACAUUACGUGUGAGAUUGCCAUUAAGCAGAAGCUGAUUGAUGAGCUAGAGAACAGUCAGCAGCGUCUUCACACUCUGAAGCAGCAGUACGAGCAGAAACUCAUGAUGCUACAGAGCAAGAUCCGGGACACACAGCUGGAGAGAGACCGCGUGCUGCACAAUAUGGGUUCGGUGGAGUCGUGCACAGAGGAGAAAGCGAAGAAGAUCAAGGCAGAGUAUGAGAGGAAACUGAGCUCUAUGAAUAAAGAGCUGCAGAAACUGCAGUCAGCUCAGAAGGAGCAUGCUCGUCUGCUCAAGAACCAGUCCCAGUACGAGAAACAGCUGAAGAAACUGCAGCAGGAGGUGUCUGAGAUGAAGAAGACUAAGGUGGGACUAAUGAAACAAAUGAAGGAGCAGCAGGAGAAGAACCGUGUGUCAGAAACCAGACGGAACCGUGAGAUUGCCACACUGAAGAAAGACCAGCGCAGACAUGAGCACCAGCUGCGGCAGUUGGAAGCACAGAGGAAACAACAGGAGCUCAUCCUGCGCAGAAGAACAGAGGAGGUAACAUCUCUGAGGCGACAAGUACGACCCUCCUCUGGGAAGGUCAAUCGUAAGGUCAGUUUGCCUGAGCCUCUGCAUGAGCCUGCCUCCCGAACCGGUCCCACCAGACCACAGGCUGCCGGGGCUACUGCACCCAAUGGAACCAGGAAAUACCAAAUGAGAACAGGGGGUGUGUCCACCAAGACAGCACGGGCCAAGUGGCAGUCACUAGAGAGGCGGAUUAGUGACAUCAUCAUGCAAAGGAUGACUAUCUCUAACAUGGAGGCUGAUAUGAACCGUCUCCUCAAGCAACGAGAGGAUUUGACCAAACGCAGGGAGAAGGUUUCAAGAAAGAGGGAUAAAAUUGCAGUGGAGGGAGCAGAUGCAGAGAGGACUGUCCUGUCUUUCAACGAGGAGAUGGAAUCUCUUACUGCCAACAUUGACUACAUCAACGACAGCAUUGCAGACUGCCAGGCCAACAUCAUGCAGAUGGAAGAAGCUAAGGAAGAGGGUGAUGCAGUGGAUGUCUCUGCAGUGAUCAGCUCAUGCACUCUGUCUGAGGCUCGCUUCCUACUCGACCAUUUCCUCUCUAUGGCAAUCAAUAAGGGCCUGCAGGCAGCACAGAAGGAGGCUCAGAUCAAAGUGAUGGAGGGCCGUCUGAAGCAGACAGAGAUAAACAGCGCCACACAGAACCAGCUGCUCUUCCACAUGCUGAAGGAGAAGGCAGAAGUCAAUCCAGAGCUGGAUGCACUUCUGGGGAAUGCUCUGCAAGAGCUAGGUAACACACCUGUCGAGAAUGGUGAUGAAAGCAGCAGUGAUGAAUCUGAUCGGAGUCCAGCCACUGAAGGGGGCUCUCUAGCCUCAGAUCUAAUGAAGCUGUGUGGAGAAUCCAGACCCAGAAGUAAGGCUCGUAGAAGAACAACCACACAGAUGGAGUUGCUGUAUGCCAGCAGUGCUGACCCUGAUGCUCCUCCAGAUGAUUUCUCCGCCCCUCUCCUGCCGGUGCUGGAGAGCCCAGAUGCCAGCGGGGGCCGGUUGUCUCCCUCUAGUCUGAUGUCCAGGACAAGCAUGUCUGGUGUUAGAUCUCCAACAGCAACUGAAAGGACGUCAGCAGCGGAGCGAUCUCCACUGACCCGCAGGAGAAUACAGGAAAGAAGUCAGACCCCCAUAGACAAGCCCACCAGCCCGGACAGCAAACAGUCUGAUGACUCUUUUGUGUUAGAAGCUCAAAGGGGAGUGAUCAACCCAGUGGCAUCCUCAAAAGGCAGUCGAGCACCCAGGCUGCAGUGUGUGUACACAGCUGAGGGACACACUAAAGCCUUGAUGUGUGUGGACUCUACUGAUGAUUUACUAUUUACCGGUUCAAAGGACCGCACAUGUAAGGUAUGGAACCUGGUAACAGGGCAGGAAAUCAUGUCUCUGGGAGAACACCCCAGCAGUGUGGUUUCUGUCAAGUACUGCUCCAGCCUGGUCUUCACUGUCUCCACCUCCUACAUCAAAGUGUGGGACAUCCGUGAUUCAGCCAAGUGCAUCCGAACACUGACAUCUUCUGGGCAGGUGUCUCAGGGUGAUAGCUGUGCUGCUAUGGGCAACCGAGCCGUUGCCAUCCCUCCUGGAGAGAAUCAGAUCAACCAGAUCGCGCUGAAUCCUUCAGGAACGUUCAUGUAUGCUGCAGCUGGCAACUCCGUUAGAAUGUGGGAUCUGAGAAGGUUUGUUUCUACAGGGAAACUAACAGGUCACCUUGGGCCAGUAAUGUGUCUUGCAGUGGAUCAGCUGGGCAGCAGUCAGGAUGUGGUCAUCACAGGGUCCAAGGACCACAACAUAAAGAUGUUUGAUGUGGUGGAGGGGGCUCAGGGGAGCAUUUCUUCAACUCAUAACUUUGAGCCUGCUCAUCGGGAUGGCAUGGAAGCCUUGAGUAUACACGGAGACUCGCUGUACAGUGCUGGCAGAGACCAUUGCAUCAAGAAAUGGGACUUAUCUAGAAAGCAGCUUCAGCAGCAGCAGGUAGACAGAGCCCAUUCGGACUGGAUGAGUGCUUUGACGGUGGUUCCAGGAUCCAGGGUGCUACUGACUGCGUGCAGAGGAGGACUGCUGAAGUUAUGGAAUUCAGACACACUCAGACCUCUAGGGGAGCUAAGAGGACACGACAGUGGUGUCAACAGCAUCUCCACUAACAGCACUCAUCUCUUUACAGCCUCAGAAGACAGAACCGUGCGGAUCUGGCAGGUUAAGGGUUCUCUGGACGAUGGGCUCUACUGAAGCGCAGCACAGGACUGGUGUUGGACUAUGUGUGCGUGUGGUAGAGAAGCUAAAAGAUCUCCAAAGUCCUCUGUCCUCACCAAUAUUUUGUUUUUUUGUGGUUUCUUUGCUCAGGAGUGUUUGAUUUUCUGCUCUGGCUGUCGUCCGUGAUGAUGAUCAGCGUACGUCUAUAUGUACCCUGCUUGAGAACGCAUCCUGGAGUGCAGUCAGCUGAAGCUGCUGAUGACCACAGUGGCAGAUGCGUAGGUCAUGUGCUUAUAGCCGAAAGGGGCUUAAAAACCAAAGCUGGGCUUUCGGUUUUGAAACGCUGUGAAACUCGCGACAGCACAACCUAUUCAUUUGGACAGGACGGGACCAAUAUGCUCUUAAAUUAUACACGUUUGAUUAAUGUCAGUACUCUCCAGUGGUUGGUGACCAAAGUGCAAAAAAAAGCUCAGAAAAGCUUUUCCUCAGUAUGUCAAUGAUUUUGCUAUCUACUGGUACAAAUACAUGUUCACCUGUUCUGUUGUCUGUUCAAAAUCAGUAUUUGUGUUGUGUGUAAAUAUGACUGUGUCUGAGUUCUGAAGUGCUGAUCUUUAAACACGUUCAGACACUAUAGGGUAGUUUACCCAAACAGGAAUUAAGCCUUGUCUUAGACUACACAGAAUUUUAAAUGAAGUAGUCUAGGGUAGCCUUAAUUCCUUUCUGGAAAGCUGACCAAAUAUCUCUUGGACGGGUUUUGGCUUUACACUCUGAAAAUUGAGGUGUUACAAAUGGUUCUUUGUUGGAUAAAAGUCCUAAAAUAACCUAUUUUCCUAUUUUGCUCCCAUAAUGAUAAGUUUGAACCAUGUUGUAUGAGAUCAAAGGCCACUACUGCCAUCACACCUUGUCCAGACACUUGUCUGCAACAUAACAGGCAUUUUGUUUAUUCUGAUUACAUUAUUUAUUACCAAAUUAAGUUCAUUUUGUUGAUCAACUCAUCCAUCCCCCACAAGGGUGAGUUUCUUGGGAGCAAAACGUGUACAACUUGUACCUUUUAAUUGUUUUAUUAUUUUUUGUUGUAAUAAUAUGGUUUUGGGCAUGGUGCAGGUGUGUGACAAAUUUGUUAAUAAUCUUUGCAUUGGGUUUACAAUUGGGCUUCUUUAGGCAUUUAAGAAAUCAUACCCAACCAUCUGUUAUAAACAUUCAAACUAUACUCUUUAAGAAACCAAAAGUGUUUCUUUAAAGGUAUUGGGUGUAUAAAGAACCAUUUGAAGCGCCUUUACUUUUGAGGGUGUAAAUGGGAUAAUUCACUGGAAACUGGAACACUGUCUUAACAUUGCCUCUUUAAUGCUGUAUGUCAUUCCAGGUCAAUACAUUUCAUCUCUGAAUUGA